AAUUUUUCAGAAUCUCAUGCAGAUGGAUCAUAUAUUGGAACUGAUAGUGAAACACCUUCUGUUGCUCCAAAAUUUUUAUCACGGGGACAUUUGUAUAAAGUUAUUGUUGGAGAAACUAUCGAACUUCCAUGCAAAGUUCAAAAUUUAGGAUCAUUUGUGCUGUUAUGGAGAAAAGGAUCAUCAGUUUUAACAGCUGGACAUUUAAAAAUAACUAGAGAUGCUAGAUUUAAAAUAGUUGGCGAUUAUAAUUUGCAAAUCAAUGGUGUAAAGACACAGGAUGCCGGUGACUAUAUUUGCCAAUUAGGAGAUCAAGAAAAUAGAGAUCAAGUUCAUACCGUAGAAAUACUAGUUCCACCAACUCUUCGAGCCCUUCCACAUAAUGGACAAGUUACCGCUAGAAAAGGUAGUACUGUUACGCUUGAAUGUAAAGCUUCCGGUAACCCUGUACCGACUAUUUUUUGGUUUAAAAAGGACAUUUUUUCUGGUCCCACACAUCUCUCAGAUAGCUCAACUUUAAUUCUUGAAAAUGUUGAUAGACACCAUGCUGGUAUAUACCAAUGUUCCGCAGAUAAUGGAGUAAAGGAAAGAGUUUCGAUGGACAUUCAACUCACGAUAUUAUCGCCACCAGAAAUAACAGUAGAAAAGUCAUGGGUGCAUGCGGCUGAAGGAUAUGAUAUUGAGUUGGUAUGCGUUGUUCAUGGAGACGUUAAUUCAGAAAUGCUUUGGUAUCAGAACUCCUUCCUUCUUGAUCAAACAGAUAGACGUUCCAUGUAUCCAAGAGACGACAGAUAUAGUCUUAUUAUUAGGAAUUUUCAGUCAUCAGAUUUUGGAAAUUAUAGCUGUGUUGCUGAUAAUGCACUUGGACGCACUAAAAAAUACAUUGAAGUUUCAGGACGACCUGGGCCAGCGGAUUUUAUAUCACCAGCAUUAAGCGGUUCUUUAGAUCACUAUAAUCUUACAUGGACUAUUGAAUCCAUUCCUCCACUUGAGGAAAUAAAGCUUUUAUAUAGACGAUUACUGAUGAACGAAACCUAUCAACACCCUGGAAAAUGGCAUGAAUAUCACAUUAAACCCACUGCUGUGCGUACUGACAGCACACAUUAUAUAAUGUCAUAUGUCAUAAAGAAUCUUGAACAUAAUGCAGUAUAUGAGGCAAUAGUGCAAGCAAGAAACAAAUACGGCUGGAAUGAGAUUAGCGAUAUUCAUCAAUUUUAUACUAGAAAUCACGAUUUGCUGCUUGAUCUAGAUAUGGAAUAUAAAAUGGGUAUAUCGAACGGAGUAAAUACUAAAAUAAGUCUUUUCAAAUUUCUUUUAUGUUUCGUAUAUUUUACUCAAAACCUAUUGUAUUUUUAAGAUAUUAGUUUAAUACUGUAAUUUAAAUACAUAUACAUACAUAUAUUUUACUUUAAUUAUACAAUGUGCCUUACAUUAAGUAUUUAUUUGUAUUUUUUAUGUUUAUUUUUAACAAUCUCCAAUCAAUUAUGUAUAUACAAUAAUUUAGCCGAACGAUUAACAUAAAUAAGGAUUUUAUUCACAAAUAACAUUUAACAAAGUAUUGCUGUUUAAGUUUUUAGCUAACAUUUUGCAUUAAUAAUGCAGACAGAUUUAGAAUACUUUUUGUAAUAAGAAGGCGACUUGGGGUAAAAAAAUGUCACGAUAUAAUUUUCAAAUUCUCUUAAAUUCUUUUUUUUUAAAUUUCGAAAACUAACCAAAAAUCACUAAAAAAUAAAUCAUAAGUUUAAAAAAUUUAUGUAUAUAUAUCCACUAAACAAUUUUUGUCGAAUUCGUAACGAACUCGUAAAGAUAUUAUGCACAAUGUUACGAUUUCGGAUCCGAAUUCCGUUAGAAUUCACUAUGAAAAACGUAUCAUUAUAUGUUGAUUAGGGAUAUACAAAAAUUAGAUUAUGUCACUAAGUGGUAGCCAAUAGUGCUCUAAUAACGAAAACAAGUUUCUUGGGUCAUUUUAGUACAAAAACUAUCCGCAGCAAAUCGAUUUUCUAAAAACAUUCAAAUUUAUAUGAAUUUUUAAUAGUAUAAUCUACAUGUUCGGGAUUAACCGCAGCCCUUAUCUUUGUUUCUUCAACUUAUAGAUACCUUGGAUUAAACAAUGCCACUUGUUCAUAUCACAAAGUUCCUAUCUGGUAUUAAACAAGCAAGAGUCUUAUAUUCGGCUAUGCCGAAUCUUAUAUACCCACCAUCAAACCUCGUUUGACUCGAAUGAAACUGAUGUCGAAUUUCAUCUAUAUACUCGUAUUUUUAGGCCAGUUAUAAGUGUUAAAGUUAUUUUCUGAAGGGGACCUUAUAUGGGACGUAUGGUCAAUUAUAGACCGAUCCUCAUAAAACUUUUACGUUAAAAAAACAGGAGGUAUCAAAAUCUCCUCCUUUACACUUUUGGAUCAAUAUGCUUAAUUUCAUGUUUCUAGAUUCAAUAUUAUAGAAAAUUCAAAAAAGUACCUUCUGAAAAACAAAAACGUACCCAUAGCUUCCCUUUUAUGGGUUCAAUAUUAUAGAAAAUUCAAGAAGUACCUUUUAAAAAGCAAAAAAAAGUACCAAUAAGUUCACUCUUUCGGUUCUCUACUAAUUCCGACUCCAAAUACUUAAUUUCAUGUUUCUAGGUUCAAUAUUAUAGAAAAUUCGUACUUUUUGAAUUUUCUA
Messenger RNA from Lucilia cuprina (Australian sheep blowfly), 2655 nucleotides. Its product is annotated as limbic system-associated membrane protein. The transcript has 6 exons. NCBI's taxonomy places the organism in Eukaryota, Metazoa, Arthropoda, Insecta, Diptera, Calliphoridae. The record is from RefSeq and is a predicted model, not a curated record. The annotation marks the transcript as partial. Gene Ontology annotation, molecular function: protein binding; axon guidance receptor activity. Gene Ontology annotation, biological process: homophilic cell-cell adhesion; synapse organization. Gene Ontology annotation, cellular component: neuronal cell body; plasma membrane; axon.